This is a messenger RNA of Leishmania major strain Friedlin, 1098 nucleotides long. RefSeq names its product putative lipase. The transcript has a single exon. The coding region runs from base 1 to 1098 and encodes 365 amino acids. Lineage: Eukaryota; Euglenozoa; Kinetoplastea; Trypanosomatida; Trypanosomatidae. Gene Ontology annotation, biological process: lipid metabolic process. The record is from RefSeq and is a predicted model, not a curated record.
AUGACGCAGUUGCCGAAGCUGGUGUGCUUCACGACAGUCGUCGCUGGCCUGAUCGUGUUGCUGACCCUAUACACCGUCUCGACUCUCCGGACAGCCGAUGGUGACGCGACCGUCGUGGGCGUGAACUCAGCGGGCUACAGCGUCACCGAUGGGUGGAAGGCGCUGCACUUUUCCAAGGCCGCCUACUGCGACGUGGCGGAUUUGAGGCACUGGGGCUGCGGCGUCACCUGCGCAAACGCCACUCCUGAAUUUCAGGUCUUCAACAUCUACGAAAACAACUCGACCGGCAACGUCGGAUACAGCGGCGUUGACCAUGACGCGAAGCGGAUUGUCGUGGCCUUCCGCGGUACGUACAACACGGUGAACUGGCUUCAAAAUUUGGACUUCCGGCUCACGUCAUACCCGCACCCCGGCUGUGGAAAUGGCUGCAAGAUUCACCGCGGCUUCUACAAGGCUUACAGCAGCCUUCGCGCACAAAUGAUCGACGAUGUGCUGUUGUUGCAUGCGCGGUAUCCCCUCUACACCCUCUUCAUCACUGGCCACUCCCUCGGUGGUGCAAUGGCCAUGCUCGCUGCCGUCGAGCUCGCAACGUGGAACAUGUUGGAGGGUGACGUACUGGGCAAGGGCGUGCAGUCCCGCAGUGCGGCCUCCCCGCCAUUGCACCUGGCACCGGUGGAGCUCUACACGUUUGGUGAACCACGCGUGGGAAACGGGUACUUCUCGAACUGGUCUCUGUCUGUCUUGACCAGAAAGCGGUCGUUUCGCCUCACCCACGCGAAGGACCCUGUACCGCACGUGCCACCGCGCCUGUUCACCUAUGUGCACACGCCACAGGAGGUGUGGUACCCCACGGAUGACGAAAAGUACCACCUGUGCCAGGGCACAGGCACCUCCGAGGACCCGCUCUGCAGCGACAGCGUGCUCGGCACAAAAGUGUCGGACCAUCUCAUCUACCUCGGUAUUUGCACGCGAUGCGAGUGCACGGCGGAAGAGAUGGAGAAGAUCUACAGCUACGAGCUGCCACCCGAGAUCUAUAAUAUUAUCGCCCUCGAUCAUGCCAUGAACAACCCAAACUUUACAGGCCACCGAGCUCUCUAG